AUGUCUGAAUGUCGUCUGGGAUCCAGUCCUUACGUUGCUCACUAUGCCCCAGUGCUAACUCCAUCUUUCUCCUUCAAAGGUUCAGUGGAGACCGUAGGCAAUAGAUUCAGGACAUGGGGAAAGUCCGUCGCAGAAGCUACAAAGAAGGCUGUGGAUAUCGCCGGAAACACUUGGCACCACUUGAAAACAAGCCCUAGUCUUUCUGAUGCUGCCAUGGGAAGAAUCACACGAGCAACAAAAGUACUAGCACAAGGUGGUCCCGAAAGUAUAUUCCGAUCGACCUUUGAGAUAGUUCCUGAGGAACAACUUCAAAAGUCAUAUGCCUGUUACUUAUCUACGUCGUCUGGUCCAGUAAUGGGAGUACUAUAUGUAUCUACUGCCAAGAUUGCUUAUUGCAGUGACAAUCUCGUUUUACACAAAUUUGAAAACCAAACUGAAUGUAGCUGUUUGAAGGUGGUUAUCCCAUUGCAUCAGCUUAAAGCAGUCAAUCCUUCGGUAAGCAGAUCCAAUCCUGGUGAGAAGUACAUACAGAUCAUCUCAAUUGAUGACCAUGAAUUUUGGAUUAUGGGGUUCCUGAAUUAUAAUGGUGCUGUUCAAUGCCUACAAGGAGCUCUACAUGCCGGGAGCAUAUCUCUGGGAUGGUGGCAGACCUCUUCGUUGAGCUCGUCGUAA
Messenger RNA from Fragaria vesca subsp. vesca, 672 nucleotides. RefSeq names its product GLABRA2 expression modulator-like. Bases 1 to 672 code for a protein of 223 amino acids. The transcript has a single exon. NCBI's taxonomy places the organism in Eukaryota, Viridiplantae, Streptophyta, Magnoliopsida, Rosales, Rosaceae. The record is from RefSeq and is a predicted model, not a curated record.